UGAUUCCCAGGGACACUUUGCUACUGAGUCAGUGCAGUUUCUGUGGCAGCUCCAAGCCCAACCCACCCACCAUAAGUGAAUUCCUCUCCCAUUUGGUACCAAGGCCCCCCUGCAGCCUGAGGGGAAGCACUGAGGGGCCCAUUCUUGGCAGGAAAGGGAAAGUGUUGAUUGGCAGACAUUGCAUCAUUAGAGGGAAGUUUAACAGGGGAUUGUGGGAUUGGUAGUUCAGCCCAUGGCUAGACUAGUUAUUCUAUUCCCUGCUUGGAAUUGUUUUGGGGGAUAUUGCUGGGAAUAAUCCCCUAUAGAAAUGUGUAAGUGCUUAAUUCCACUUCCAGGCCCCUCCCUCCCACAAGGAGCCAAUGGGAAUGUGGGAGGAAGCGAGUGACCCAGUGAUGGGGAAGAAGGAUAAAAAUGAGGAGCGGAAGGAGAGAAUCCUGAAUCUCACACUGGAGAUUAUCUAUCUGCUGACUGGAGAGGGCUACGUCAUCCCUAAGAAGAAGAGCCCAACUGUGGGUUUGGGGGCCCUGCAUGCCCCUGGCUCCGUCAUACAGAAGGAAAAUGACAAGAAGAUCCUGGAACUCAUCUCCAACAUCAUCCAGCUGCUGACUGGAGAGGUUGCCAUAAGGUGUGAGGAUGUUUCCAUCUAUUUUUCCUUGGAGGAGUGGGAGUAUAUAAAAGGAAACAAGGCCCUUUACAGGGAAGGGAUAAAGGAGGAGGAGGAGCCCCAGCAGCUCCGCCCACUGGCAGCCUGUGAGUAUAAAGAUGGGAGCGAUGUUACAGCACAUACGGAAGCAACUUUAUGUUGUAAUAAUGAUAGGAAUCUCACAAACCCUGAUGUUUCUCCAGCGGAACAGCCCCCACCGGCCAAUGGGAUUAAAGAGGAGGCGGCUUCAUGGGAAGGGGGAAACCAAUCAGAUUGCAGCAUUAAUCCCCUUACAGAACAGAGACAGGGAACAGAUACACCUACUCCUAUCAUGGGGUGCAGCCUGGCAAGCAGCAUUAAAAUGAAGGAUUGUAAAUACAACCAAAAUGCCUGUUUGCCCCAUGAUAAAUCUGGCAAAACAAAAUGCACAUCACAUAGGAAAUACAGCUGCACCGAGUGCCAUAAACAUUUCAGUCACAAAAGAGACUUUGAUAAACAUCAGAGAACCCACACAGGGGAGAAACCAUUUUCUUGUUCUGAAUGUGGGAAAUGUUUCUCCGAUCGAUCCAACCGCGCUCGUCAUCAACGAACCCACAAAGAAGAAAAGACAUUUCUUUGUUCUAAAUGUGGGAAAUGUUUUGCUACUUCGUCAGAACUCACUGCCCAUCGACAAACCCACAUAGGAGAGAAACGUUUUUCUUGUUCUGAGUGUGGGAAAAAUUUCUUGCACCAAUCUCACCUUGAACUUCAUCGGAAAACCCACACAGGGGAGAAACCUUUUUCUUGUUCUGAAUGUGGGAAAAGUUUUUUAACACGUUCACAACUUAAAGUUCAUCACAGAACUCACACAGGGGAGAAACCAUACUCUUGUUCUGAAUGUGGGAAACGUUUUGCCACUUCAUCAGACCUUACAGUGCAUCAGAGAAUUCACACAGGGGAGAAACCUUAUUCUUGUUCAGAAUGCGGGAAAUGUUUUACAAAGCGAUCUAAGCUUAAAAAUCAUUACAAAACCCACACAGGGGAGAAACCAUUUUCUUGUUCUGACUGUGGGAAAUGUUUCAAAAACCCUUCUGAUCUAAAAUGUCAUAAAAAAAUCCAUACAGAGAGGGAUACUUUUUCCUGUUCUGAUUGUGGGAAAAAAUUAUUAUCCCAAUACCACCUUGAGAUUCAUCGGAGAACCCACACAGGGGAGAAACCCUAUUCUUGUUCUGAGUGUGGGAGAUCUUUUACACGGAGCCAUACUCUGAGAAAACACUUUCAGACUCACACAGAGGAGAAUAAUAAACUUGUUGUUGAUGUGUAAAUUGUUAUGCGAUGAAGAACCCACGCAGGGCAGAAACCAUUUUAUUGUCGGAAACGUUUUACAAAUCGGGCAUCAGGCAAACAUUUCUUUGGUGUCCAUUAUAUUUUAUUAUUCACAUUUGAAAUAUGUUGCCACUUCAUCAUACCUUAUUGUCCAUCGAUGAAGAACCCCCGCUUGGAAGAAACCAUUUUAUUAUUCUGACUGGGAAAUGUUUAACUAAUCGGGCAAAUAUUUCUUUCACACAUAUUGCAUCUCAGUGGGCAUUUUAGUGUUUACAGAGGAGAAGAAGUUUAUGUACAAUAGAAUGUAUCCAUAGGACAAUCCUUAGACCAAUCCCGUCCAGCUGAAGACUCCGGGGCCUGAUGGACACGUGUGAAUGCUAAGACAGGUGCCCCAUAAUGCUCUUCCCACGGCACUGGCUCCCCAUUGGGAACUGAGGGAUCUCAUUUCAUACUUAGUUCCCAGACACUGGAAUAUAUCUCCCCCUCCCCCAAACAGAUAAUAUUCUGGGUUUUAUUGAACAAGAAGGGACAUAUUCCAAGGGGUACGAGCCCCCCAGGGUAUCACUUGGGCAGAUGCUGUUCCCUAAUGCUCACACAGUAGGUAACAUAAUGGGGAUAUACCCAGCUGGGAAUAAACAUUUGUGAAAUCA
This is a messenger RNA of Xenopus tropicalis (tropical clawed frog), 2598 nucleotides long. It is a transcript of the gene zfp2, whose product is annotated as ZFP2 zinc finger protein. Gene Ontology annotation, biological process: regulation of DNA-templated transcription. Gene Ontology annotation, cellular component: nucleus. The record is from RefSeq and is marked provisional. Lineage: Eukaryota; Metazoa; Chordata; Amphibia; Anura; Pipidae.